ACGGUUAAAAAGCUAAUGGUGGACAUACGCGUGUAUUUUCCAGUGUGGACAACAUGUAACCUAGGUAUGUAAGAAUACGGAUACGGACACAAGUAGCUUCAGUACGACAGAUCGUAAAAGACAUUUGAUCAACCCAUUACUUACAUCAGGCCAAGUGCUGGCCAAGCAGCCAGCGGUAUGACGCCACCGUCAUACGGCAAGCUGUCCAACUGCACCUUGAUGAAGAUCUGGCUGGUCUUCAUCUUGGGCGUUGGAACAUUCACCUUGGAACCGGUGCUAGCCAGUUUCAUCCGGUUCAAGGCGGACACAGAAUACAUCUACAAUUUCCAGUCAUCAACAGAACUGAAGACCGUUGAAACACUUCUUGCAAAAUCCAAGAUUGGGUUUCUGGUGGUAACAAGUCCUUAUACCGAAGUCGGAUUUCAACAUAUCUACCUGCGGGUUCAUUCAGCAGCAAUCACCAGCAGUAACAAUCAAGUUCUUUUGAACGAGGAGCAUGACUUUGAAGGAUGGUUCUCGUUCGAAAUCAGUGAAAACGGUACGAUUGGUCACGUGUACUACCCUGGUGAUGAGAGUGAGCACGUGAUAGCAACCAAGAAGGGUAUGGCGAGCCUAUUGGCUGCAAAUCUUCAGCAUCCUCUCGAUGGAUCGAUUGAUGGGCGGUCUGACUGGAGCUACGAUUGCAACGAGACAGGUCACGAAGGUCACCAUGAGUCGUCAUACAAUGCCCGGAUGUCAACGGACAAUGAUGGCAUCAUCGUCUUCACCAAAACCAGACGAACGCACCCGAUACCGUACGGGAAAUCCAUGCAUCAAAAGGAGAUUCAUUAUCACCCCGGUAUGAAGCUACCAACUCUCGUCAAGAUUCUGGAUCACUACGAGGCACCAAGAGAAUCAACACAAGAGUUUCAGGAUCAGUUUAAGGAGAGUACAGACAAAGAAGGGUUCGACUUUCCAGAGAUGCGAACUGUUUCAGAUGGUCAGCUGACAUUCGUGCGUGAGAUGUACUCCCCUUCUCUGGCUCCGCCCACUAAUGGGGAUCUUGUGACAGAUACAAUUCACAUGAAGAAGUUAUUAAACGGACAACAUCUUAUUGAUGACAUUACAACACUGAAGGAAUUGGUGUCUGGUAACCUGACGUGCAUGAGGAACGCGCCACUGAAAGGGUCACACGAGAGGAGUCAUUGCUAUCAGGAUCUCGUACAUACCAUGCAGUAUAACAUCGAUGAACGGAAACUUGCUGAGAUUGUCAAACCUUUGUAUCAACUUCCACUCUCCAGACGCCAUCGUGACAAGGAAGACAGGCUCAAUAUGUUAGAUGCUGUAACCGCGUUGGAAACCGACUUCUCACAGUCUCUCCUGGCUGAUCUCAUCCUCCUGUCUCCAAAACCAAACAAAGACCUGGUGGAGAGACUACUCAUCGCGUCUGCCGGAUUCACUCGAGCUAUAUCAAAGCAUUAUCUAGAAACAUUGGAGGAUAUUGUUUUCAACCCUCAAGUCUUUCCAGAGCCAUUACGUGACCCGGAGAUACAGCGAGUUGCUGUGAUGGUACUCGGUGCAUUAGCUGGUAACCUAUGGACUGCUGGAUACAAGUCCCAAGCUGAGGCGAUCGUUGUGAAGAUUGAGGACAAACUUGGUGUUCACGAUCCAUGGAGAUACAGCAAUACUGUCACAACUCUUUCUGAGGAUGAGCGGGACGAGUUCCACCACGACACGGUAGCGUGUAUUGAAGCUCUCGGCAAUGCUGCCCUCCAUCGUUCCUUUCCACACAUCCAUAGUUAUACUAACUCGACCACCACCCAUCCUCUGCUGAAAAGAGCUGGUUUACACUCUAUGAGAGACUUCCACCACGACAAGGCUGCAGGUAUCCUGCUCAAGUCGGCCCUGGAUGAAGAUGAAGACGAACAUGUUCGAUAUGAGGCAUCAUUGCUUUACAAAGAUCAUCCAAACGGUGUCUACAAACAUGCCUCAAAGUUUGUCAAUCCAGAAGAAUACAUGGGCUCCACCAACUCGUCCGAGAUGAUGUCCACCGAGGGAGCGAGUUCCCCGUCCAGACGGCGAGUACGGCGUGGAUUCUGGGAGGGGAUUGAGUUCCACUUGGCCAGCCCAGCGUAUCAGUGGAAGAAGCUUAUUGGAAGCCCCGAUACCGGAGCAGAGUUUGGGUUUACUAUCAGAAAUGCACUCGACAUCAAAAUAGCUCCUCUCAGCGGCCAUCUUCGUUUAGACAUUCUGGACGAUGCUUAUGCAACGGUACUAGUUGGACUUGUGGAUACGAAACUAGAUAUCGCAAGAGCACGCUUCUGUUUCAACGGACACAUUGAGUACAAUUUGAAUAUUCUACAGGAGUUUGGUGUUGAACGCAUCAGCGACCUGGUGAAAGUCUAUGAUUUAGUCAUAGAGCGAGUUGUUGGAAACAUAGUGAGGGCGGUAGACAUCGUUGUUGACCUCUUCAAUGGAGAUACCAGUAUCAACAAACUUUUUGAUGACUUCGUUGAGGCACUUGAGAAUAUCCCGAGCCGCAUCAGUGGUAUGCGAUCGGUAGCGGCCAAUGCCGUUGCUAGACUCUCGCAGUUUGAUCCGGAUCAACUCCCGCCCUCAAUCCGUGGCGUGAUCAUGGUAGUCAACAAGGCAGCUCAAUUAUUCAGUGAUAUAAAGACGGACGUCAUGGAGUUCUACCAGGCUGUAAAUGAGGCUAUCACCGUGACCUUACCCUGGGCAGCCGAACAAAUACAGAUGGCUAUAGAGAGUAUAUCUGACGUCAUCGGAGAUUUACUCAAAUCACCACUCAAGGCCAUUGGAGACAUACUCAAGGGAGUUAUCAACAUAAAAACAGCCGUUGAUGCAAUAUUCGAAGCUAAGAAGCAAGUGGAGGAAGCAAACUUCUUUAAGGAAGGUCAAAGACCAUACUGGUUUGAUCUACCCAAAGUCAUUGGCGACAUGAUCGAAGAAUUGGCCAUGCAUCUUGGAAACAUCAAAAGAGAUCUUAAAGUGUGGGUUGAUGAGGUUCAGAGUGCAGAUGAUCCCAUCAAGAAGUUGACUGGUGGCGCCCUUGACUCGUGCACCCUGAGGACUCAAGUCCAGUCAGAGAUCGAGUCAAUCUUGAUGGAUCUGAUGGGACCAAUUGAACCAAUCAAAGAACUCCUGGCUCCAUUCUUUGAGAUCUACGACCUCGUCUUUGACACCAUCAAGGCAGUCAAAGAGGCUUAUCAGACGCUGAAAGUUUCAUACCAGAAGUCCUUAACUCUUGUUAUGAAGCUGUUCGGUCCGAAAGCUCACAAGCAGUUUCCGAGGAAGUACCGUUCACCGGGGACCGGAGAGUGCGCCUCGGGUGGGUUCUAUCCAACUGACUCAGCCGGACACUACGAGGACCAGGGUGUCGAUCUGGAGAUGCCUCAAGGAGCAAAGUUGGUGGCGCCCUUUUCCGGUUUGAUCUACAGGAGCUCCAGUCAGCCAAACCAAGUCAUACUUGAAGCGAAGGGAGGUUCAUUCCGCAAUAUUAAGAUAUUCAUUGAUAACAUUACACCAAAUCGUACAAUAUCAGCAACCCGAUAUAUGAAUGUAAUUGCCGGUACUGAGAUUGGCAGAGUAGGGAGUGCCACAGCUUGUGCACCACCUAACUACAUCCAUCUAUCAAUGAAGAAAAACAAACCAAACCGUCUAGCUUCGAUUCUAGACAGUGCUCUUAACGACGACCCGACCGCUGCAGACUUGGCUGCAAAAGAAGGAUACGUCGAUCCCAGUAACUACCUGGCUAAACGACCACUGGAGAUACCGACAUGGAUACAAGUCUGUGACGAUUACAAACUAGUUUGGAAGGGCAGAACUGUGAAAGAAGGAUCUUUACUGGGACGCAAGAAUAAGAAGGGUAAAAAGAAAGACACGACUCCGAAGCGAAAAACACCUCCACCCACCUCAACAAAGAGGCCCGACCGAGCUAAGCAACCUCCCCCGCGGCAAUCAGCUCUGAAACAGGCAAAUACACCGAGUAGUCGAAAUGACACCAAGGAGUCCCUCGGCCUUCCAGAACCCGAAAUGGGCUCUGGAUCACCCUUCAAGAACUUCACUCUUCGGAAUCUGAAGAUAAGCUCCAUUCUAGCGUUUGCCCGCAAGCUCAAACUGGAGGAUACAUCAGACGAACUGCUUAAAGUUGUCAAGACGAUAGUCAAACUUGUGAGCGACAAGCCGUGUGUUCUUCCAGAGUCUAUGACAAACGAUGCUUUAAGGAUUGAGCUUCAACAGAGAGGUCUGAGCUCACAAGGAGACAGAAAGAUGCUCCUCCAGCGAUACAAAGAACCCGAAGAUCGUUGUCCUCUACUUCAGUUAUCCCUACCUAAGAAUGUCUAUUGUAAGAUUGACGAGAGCUGCCUGGGUGUAGAAUGCUGUAUGAACAUUAAACUCUUCAUGGUGUCUCUGGCUUUCAAGGCAUUCAUGAGAUUUGAUCCCUGUGAGUUUCAGUUCAUCAUUGGAGUCAACUCGUGGAACUACACUGUCCAAAUCCUGACGGCAGAGUGGGGUAAACAGUGGGAGGUACCAGUGCCCUUUGAUGUACCGUUUGUUGAUGACAUGACACUACAUCUUAGGUUCGGCAUUGAAAAGACAAGAACUCAACUUCUUGCCAGCAUGAGUGUGGGUUUCUGCCCUAAGAGUGGGGACGCAGAGUGCCUGGAAUUCCUUCAUGUACUUCAAGAUUCCGCUGUACCACUUCCCACCUGCAAUCCUGAUGGAACAUUCACUUGGCCAGAAAUUGACGUCAAGGAGUAUUUCAGUCGUGGCAGGCUGAAGAUGUUGAUCCAAGAGACAGGCGAGGAGCUUCUCCGGGCAGGGCUAGAUGCAGCGAUUGAGUAUGUCCUGGAGGAACUUGGCAUUGAUAAAGAACUUCUGGAUGGAAAAGAACCUUGUCCAACACCAGCCAGUUUGAGCGACUCUCAACUCAUUGGUGCACUUGAAGGCAGGGAUCUUGAAACAACAGGAAAUAGAACCGAGAAAGAAGUCCGACUCUCAGAUGAUGAAAGAAGUUGUUCAAUAUUUACACUACCAGCAUUCUCCGAGAAGGUUGCAGAGAUUGCUUACUGCUCACUCAGUGAGAGCUGUCUCCGUCUUGAUUGCUGUCUUGAACUGAACAUCAAAAGGUUGAAGUUCCGCCGCUCCUUCAACGCAUUCAUUGAUGUCAAUGCUUGCGAUUUCACGAUUACAAUUGCCUUUCAGCAUUUGCGCUACUCUAAGUUGCUGCUGAGUUACGACUGGGGCGAUGUGAAGCAACAGAGGAUCGGACCAUUUACGCUGAGUUACACAAUCGAUAAACUGGAUGAUGAGAAGCAGUUCCAGAUUGACUUCGGAGCAUCGGUUUGCCCCAACAACGGGGAUGACUGCAUCUUUGACAUUGACAUCAUUCAGGACUACAGAGUGCCGAUUCCGUUCUGCAAUUCUAACUUUUCACUGUCUCUACCAGGGAAGAAUAGCCUGACUGAUUUUAUCACUCAAGUUGGUCAAAAUGCCGGUCAGCAAGCCAUAAACAUUCUUCUACAGUUUAUUGGUCUAAGAGAUAAGAUUGAUGAUGGACCAUGUGCCUCCACGACUCAGGAUGUGUGCACUGACGUCACUCUCCCUCGUCUUCCAAGCACAUUGACCUGUGACCUUUACGAUCGCUGCCUUGGUGUGCGAUGCUGUGUUGAUCUGGAUCUUCAAAUCACUGUGUUAUCAAGUACUGUAUGGCUGGAACUUGAUCCAUGCGAGUUUGCACUAUCCAUGGGCUUUGGAAAGUGGUCGAUAACCUUCACCAUAUUUGACUACCAUUGGGGCACCCAAGAGGAACUAAAGAUCGGCAAGGCCUUAACCUUGAUCUACACCAUCAACAAAUUGACCGAAGACAAGGUAUUUGUCUUGGACCUCGCGCUGUCUCUUUGUCUUCCCGAUUCUGAUUGCGGUACAGCGCCCUCUAUUGACAUCUUGAAAGGAACACGGGUACCGAUUCCAUUUUGCAAUGAGAACGCAACAUUUGCUCUUCCAGGUGAUGGGAGUGUGUCGGGCUUCCUGAAGAUGGUGGGAAAGAAUGCAGCUGAGUCGACUAUCGAGGCUGUACUUACUGCUCUUGGAUUGUCAACUUUCAUCAGUCAAGAGCCUUGUGUUCGACCGCAGGUCACACAGAAUGGAUGGCAUAGAGUUUGUCCUAGAGAUGUCAGACUUCCACAUCUACCAAGAAACCUCAUCUGCACUCUUCCAGAGAAGUGUCUGGGGUUCGAUUGCUGUUUUGAGCUUCCAAUCCCGGGACUCACCCCAAUCAGCACCAAUGUCUCCUUCAUCUUUGAUCCUUGUAACUUCCAAUUGUCACUUGGUCUGGGAAGCUGGAGAAAAGACCUACACAUCUUCUCUUAUCAGUGGGGUCAACAAGAAGAGGUCACCAUUGGCAAUGCCGUGUCUUUAAGUCUAACCAUUGACAAAGCCGAGGAAUCCUUCCAGAUCAAUCUAGACAUGACCUUCUGUCUGGACGGUGGAUGCACUCCAAUCCCGAUCCUCAGUGAUGCCAUCAUCCCCAUACCAUUCUGUAACCCCAAUGCCUCAUUUGAGCUUCCUGGCGAUGGAAGCUUUGCUACACUAGCAAAGGACCUCGGGGGCAACGUCGGCGAGUUGGCGAUCCAGGCUGGUCUACGUAAACUUGGAAUCCAGGAAAUCAUCACCAAUCAGCACUGUGACAUGGCGAUACUUGCUCCAUCAGAGCACAAAUGCCCACUGAUGAACAAACCACCAGCAACGAACAUACUGACCUGCACAGUAUACGACCAAUGUCUUGGUAUCCAUUGCUGCGCCUCCUUGGAUCUUAUCUUCACUCGACUAUCUACCACAGCUUGGGCCGUUCUAGACCCUUGCGAAUUCGAGCUGUCGGUUGGUUUUGGAUCUUGGACUAAAAGCUUGACCCUCUUCGAGUAUGACUGGGGUGUGGAAAGAACGGUGGACAUCAGUGAUGCUGCCCUGAUUGUGUUCACAGUUGACAAGCUGACAGCGCAGAAGGAAUUCCUGAUCGACCUCUCAGUGUCUCUGUGCAUAGAUGGCACCUGCGCACCGAUCAACCUGUUACAGGGAGCCCAUGUACCCAUCCCGAUCUGUAACCCAAAUGCUACACUCUCCCUACCAGGCGAUGGUUCAAUCGCUGGUUACCUGGACACCUUAGCUGGUGAAGUAACUGAUGUAGCUGUGGAUUUGGUGCUUGACAGUUUGGGGCUGAAGAAUUUCUUAUCAAGGGAUUCGUGUAGUCUUCCUCCAGCAACUAAUGAUGAAGGUUGUCCAGUUCAGUUUCCCACUGGCCUGUCCACGUUUUCCUGCCGUAUAAACAGCCACUGCACAAGUCUGCACUGCUGUCUCAACUUGGACCUCAAAGUAACCCAGCUCAGCUCUAAGGCUUGGCUUGAUAUCGACCCUUGUGACUUCAAACUAUCAGUAGGAAUGGGAAUGUGGUACUUCAACAUCUCACUGUUCUCGUAUGAGUGGGGGAAGAUGGAAAGAUUCUCUGUUGGGCAAGCGAUGAGUGUGGAAUUUUCCAUUGAUAAACUGGAUGCUUCAAAGGAGUACGAGAUCGAUCUUGCAUUCUCUCUCCAAGUCGACGACGAGACUACGGACUUCCCCCUCAUGGAGGCAAAGAGAAUCCCUAUUCCUAUCUGUAACAACAACUUCUCCUUGGCUCUACCUGGUGACGGCUCAGUACGGGGAUUCUUGGAGGAGCUUGGAGACACUGUGGGACAAUCGGCAAUUGAUUUGGUUUUGAGAAAGUUGAAUCUAGACGAUGUUGUGAGUGGCAGAUCUUGUGAAUUACCAGCAGCUAUGGCAAUGAAUACAGGCUGCCCAAUGAUCUCACUCCCCGCCUUGGCAAACAUCAUCCAGUGUUCAACCGAUGAUCACUGUCUUGGUAUCCAGUGUUGUGUCAAUCUGAACUUCAUCAUCACCACACUCAUGCUCGAUGCUAGGAUCAAAGUGGACCCAUGUAACUUCCAGCUUUAUGUGAACUUUGAAAACUGGGAGCGUAACUUUACUCUGUUUAGUUACACGUGGGGGAAGGUGGAAAGGGAAAUGAUUGGUGAUGAUGUAACUUUAAGCUAUUCGGUUGAUAAGCUAAAGGAGAAGAAGGUAUUUUCUGUUACUCUCGAUGUUGAACUGUGCAUUGACGACACAUGCGUGACAACCUCCAUCUUGGAUCAUGUCUGGGUCCCAAUACCCACCUGCAAUAUCAACGCUGUUACAUUCACCCUGCCAGGUGAUGGUACGGUAGCUGGCUUUAUCACGGACCUAGGAGGUCGUAUAGGAGAUUCAGCAAUUGAACUAGUUCUGGAGAAAUAUGGAUUGAAUCAAUAUCUCCAUAGUGAACAGUGUGAUAGAGGAACACCGGGCACCCUAAGAAGCAGUUGUCCAGGUGUCGAUCUGGACCAGCUUCCUGAUUUCCUCUCCUGUUCCCUCACCGAGUCCUGCCUUGGCAUUAAAUGCUGUCUGGAGAUGGACUUUAAGAUCGUGACACGUACAGUCAAUGCAUGGCUCAUCUUGGAUCCCUGCAACUUCAACCUGUCCAUCGGUUUUGAGAACUGGGAGCAGCGUAUCACCUUAUUCCACUAUACUAUGGGUGACUACAGGGACGAAGUUAUUAACAGCGUGCUGACUUUGAGGUGGCGUGUUGACAAGUUAACUGUAGAGAAGCAGUUUGAGUUGAACUUACAGCUUGUCUUCUGUUUGGAUGGGGCAUGUAACACUCUGACUGUGUUUGAGGGUAGCCGUCUUCCGAUACCGCUGUGCAACACUGAAGAUUCAUUUGCUCUUCCCGGAGAUGGCACAGUGUCGGGGUUUCUUGGAUAUCUUGGAGGUAAUAUCGGACAAUUUGCUAUCGAUGCAGCAAUCCGACACCUGAAUCUAGGCAGCUUCCUGUCAGGGAAGGCAUGCUCCAAUCAUAGACAAGAUGUUUGUUCAAGUGCAACUGGUAUCCUUGGCGACUGCUCAAUCGUUGGGGAAUUCUGCACAGAGCUCCGAUGUUGCCUCGACUUGGAUCUGAAGAUAGCUGAUGUCUCGGCCACAGCGUGGUUUAAGUUUGACCCCUGUGACCUCACCUUCACGUUAGGUCUGGAGACUUGGAUGUUUCAUGGAUCGGUCUUUACAUAUGAGUGGGGUGAAGCAACCACGGUUUCAGUUGCUCCUGGAAUGAAUCUACGAUACUCCAUCACCAAACUCAAUGAGUCCAUGGAGUUUCAAGUAGACCUGACUCUAGAGUACUGCAUCGAUGAACUUUGUACCGACAUCGAUAUUGUGCAGACCAUACCUAUCCCGAUUUGCAAUCAAGACUUCAGUAGUUAUAACUUCUCAGUUGAUGGUUUCGUACAAACAGUGUCCGGACAAGUCGUCCAGGGAGCAACUGAGUUACUCUUAAAUCAACUAGGCAUCGAACCUGACUUCUUCAAUGGUGAUCCGUGUGUAAACCCGAAUGGGAUCCAGUCUUACAGACAUUGUCCCGACAUGCAGCUUCCUGGCAACCUCGACUCAAGUGCGCACUGUGGAAUCCUGGAAUCCUGUUUCGGAAUAAAGUGCUGCCUUGAUGUGAACCUAGGACCACUCAAUCACAGCUUCAGUGCCUCAAUGGUGGUUGAUCCCUGUCUUGGUCAGCUGAAGCUACAGUUUGGUAACUGGAAGUACAGUAAAUCACUGUCACAGCUGGACAUUGGUGUCGAUAAGGAGAUCACCAUCGGAAACUUUGUAUCACUCAUAUUCAAACUGGAACUUUUGGAUGGCAUGAUAUCAUCGAGUCUAUCUAUGGAUGCAUGUGUGGGUGAAGUCUGCACAGGUCGAAUUGUUCUACUGGAUGAAUCAAUAUCUCCACUCCCUCAGUGCUACUCCAAUGGAUCAAUCUCAUGGACAAAGUUACCAGGAUUGACUUCAAUUUCCCAUCUGGGCAACUUAGAUACGGGAUUAGACGUUCUUGCGCAAGGUCUUGGGCUACCACCGCGUCUAGUUUCAGCGUCUCCAUGUCUUGUAGAACAGACGAGUAGCUCCACGGUGUGUCCCCAUCUGCCUGUACUACCUGCUCUUCCAUCAGGAGGAGUUUGCCAGUAUUCGGAUACAUGCCUCGGGGUAGAGUGUUGUUUAACAACAGACAUAGACAGCACUACUCAGACUUUACGGGCAUGGUUGAUUGUAGACCCAUGUGAACUGACUGCUAGUGUCGGCUUUGAGAACUGGAGUUUCAAUAUUACACUCUUAAGUUAUAAGUGGGGCAAGCAGAUCAGAGAAUCACUAAGUGAUGUAGUCUCGAUUUCAUUCACCAUUGACAAGACAUCAAACAAUCGGAAUUUUGUGCUGUCACUCUCUGUUAAAUUCUGCAUCGCUGGAUCAUGUGCUCCUGACGUCAUCAUCUUAGAUGGCUUCAUGGCACCGAUUCCUUUCUGUAAUGCGACGGGGACACUGGAGUGGCCCCAGGAUCUUGGUGGUAGUGUUACAGAUUAUGCAAGCAGUCUGGUGGUUAACCGCCUGGGUGUUAGCACAGAUGUCCUUCUACCUCAGUCAUGUAGUGGUCCACCACAACAGAUUACACCUACGAUCUCAGGUUGCAGUUCGCUCUCUCUUCCAUCCUCCAUUGCGUCUUAUUGUUCCCUGGAUGAAUCGUGUCUCGGGGUUGGUUGCUGCUUGACCCUUGACCUGGACAUAGUUCAAAGGUCAUUCUCAGUGUGGGUGAAACUUGAUGUAUGUGCCGGUAGAUUCUCCUUUGGUUUUGAGGAAUGGAGUCACAGUGAAGUGUUAAACUUAGCAACAUUGCAAACACAUUCCCAGGAGAAAGAUAUCGGUAACGUGAAAAUCAGAUAUGAUAUAGAGCGCCCCCAUGAGUCUGUCUAUGAUGUUGACCUUGACCUCGCUGUGUGCUGGCAGGGGAGAUGCACUGAUCCCAUUGUGAUUCUUCAAGACACUAUGUUCUCUGCUUCACAGUGUGGCCAGGAAGGAAGCAGUAGCAGGAGGAAGAGAAGAAAUGUGGAUGAUCUAACCAAUAAUUCGGAAGAAGAGGAAAGCAUGAUGGACGAUUUCACCAGCAGCUCAGCCGAUAAAGCUCGUGAAUAUUUCAGGAAAAUUCUUCAGUCAGAUUCGCCAAAACUUCCCUCAGAGGAGCACAUCUUGAUGAGACUUCAGCCAGAAAAGAAUGUACCGCCAAGGGUGGCUGAAUCUGGUACUGAAAGUCGUCGAGCUUCGGGCGCCUUGAUAUUUGGGAACGAGGACGAGACACCCGUUCCAUCAAGAAAAAGGAGAGCACUAUCCCUCUCAGUAACAUCUGGAGGAGCGAGUUUGUUUGACCUCAGCUUGGCCCCUGGAGCCGACUCUGGCGCCUGGCAGGGUGAUGUGAUCAUCGGCGGUGGACUAACAUUGAAAGGUCUAGAUGCUCUUGGUAAUCGGAUUGCAAACAUGACGAUUGGUGAGCUAGAGGCAAUGCUGGAUCUACAAAACAUCGACCCUUUUACUGUCGUCCAACUCAUGAAAGACCUGCGAUCUCUUUUCCGAACCUUUGUGAGCGAGUUUAUAGACGUCUUUAUUAAUGGCGAUGCAGAAGAUGCGUUCAGUCAAUUUGACAUCGCUCUGAACGGAGAAAUCCCAUUUCCGAGGAGGGAAGUAGUUUUCUUCGAGUACCGGUAUGGAGUCCUAUUAGGUGGAAUCAUCUAUUUAGAAUUUAGCAUUGAAGCUGGUGGUUUUUUCGAGAUGAAUAUACCCGUUUCUGUGGCCCUCGUGUCAAUGACUGCUAAGGGUGGUAUAACACCAACGGUUGGUAGCUACGUCACUGCAGGCGUAACAAUCGGUAAUAUACUGUACGGUGAAUUAGUACUCAGGGCUGACGUCUUGCACACAAGCUUCCCGACAGUUGCAGAACUACUUUUUUCUAAAUUCCCACUGGAUGUUGGUCUCAGGUUGGACAUAGUGAUGAUACCAUUGGUACUCCGACUGACGGGUAAAGUCACCCUGAAGAUUCCAUUCUUAGCGAAGGUGACGCUUUAUGAGAGGGAUCUGUGGCGCUACCAAGCCAACCCUAUCCAUAAAAACAUCUUCGAUAUUCACACCAAGGACCCCGAUACGUCUCCGCCAGAGGUUGUGGCCUACUCUACACCUGCGGAGGCCCCCAACUCCCGAAAGAGGUCAGUAAAUAUUGCAGAGCCUACCAGCCAUUGUAGCAUUGAGCAGGUGCCUGGUCUAGACUACACAGAACCCGCCUUUCAACUUGAGGUGGUCGCUGCUGAUGACAAGAGCUUAGUGACGUUUUCCUAUCAGGUUGGGACGGUACCUGGAGGGAGCGACGUACUCUCUAAGACAGAAUAUGGAGGACCAUCAGCCAUUAUUUCACAGAUUCUGCCUGGUGGACAUCCACUUCACUUCACUGUUUACACCAUGAACAAUGGUGGAGGUACCACAACCGCAACCUGCAGCCUGCCGACCUUUGACACCACCCUCCCAACGGGUCGUAUUACUCCUGACUUCACUUCAACCAGUCAUCCACACAUCCUUCGUGCCUCUGCAGUGGUGUAUGAUGACUCUGUCAUUUUGAUGCAAAAAGAAGGAGUUGGGUUCGGACCGGAGAUCUGGGGUGAUCAGAUCGUACCCUGGCACACGGUAGACAUCACAGAGCGAGAACAACUUGGAAGCUCAGUCAACGACUUUCACUAUUUCACCACCGCCAAGAAAGGACGCCUCAUCUCAACACCAACAUCAACCAUUACUCACAUUAAUCCUAACUUCUGUGCCCGUGACUGCCUCGGUCUUCCAGAGACAAAGUGUCUAAGUAUCAACUAUGAUUACGAUUCCAAGAUGUGUGAGCUGCUUGAAGAGAUCGAGGGCCAUGGGGUCGAGGUUCAUGAGUCUGGUAAGUUCACUCAUUAUGAGCGUCUCGGUAUUGGCCACGCUGUUGAGUUUAACCACGAGUCCCUCCUGCUCGACCACAACAACAUCUACUACUUCAACAUCGAGCUCCUGAACUAUGUAGCGUAUGAAAACAUCGUAUCAUCUGUGGGUAUCGUGACAGACUUUACAGCUCCAGAGCCUGGUUUGAUCGUCAAUGCAUCGAGGGACGAGGUGGUACAUGAACCGUGUGUUCAGUUUACUCCUGAUGAAUGGGAGAGACGAUGUAUGGAGGAUACACCUCUCGAUAAUCAUAGAUACAUUAUCGAUGGGCCUGGUUCAAUGACUGUCUUCAAUGGCGAAAUGGAAUUGGUGGACAUGCUGUAUACAAGAAGCAAUACCUACAUGGCAGCAAACUGGGACGGUAUCCAUGAUAACGAGACUGGUAUCCAUGGCUACACUUGGUCCAUUGGUUACAGCGUGUGUAAUGAUAACGUCAGCAGCCAUAUAGAUCCUCAUGCACACCUCUUUGAUGAAUCACAAUGGCACCACCAGGGACUGGUAGUCAACGUCAACCUCCCAGAUGGUGCCUAUUUUAUCAGCGUACGUGCACUGAAUAAGGUGGAGUUUGGAGGCCCGAUGGCACUGACUGUAUGUCACAGCACGCCCCUCAUCAUUGAUAACACUCCGCCAAUAGUUGACGGCAUUAAUAACAUCACUUAUGAUUCCUCUAUUGGUAGAAUCGGAUUGCAAGUGGAGGCAGGAGAUCCCGAGUCUUACCUGUUUGAGUACCACGUUGCAGCCGGAAGAACACCUAGGGAUAUAUCUCUGCAUGACUGGGAAGCCCUCGGUGUUACUCAACAACUCUACAUCAACUUCAAGAUUCCAAAUGGCAUACCAUGCUGGCUGAUCGUCAGAGCUGUCAAUAAUGUUGACCUUCGAACUGUAGAUCACGCUGAUAACCCAAUAUUAGUUGAUGACACGCCACCAAUUGCUGGGGACUUAUUCGAUGGACCUUAUGCUGGACGAGAUCUUGUGUUCACUAAAGACAGGAACGAGAUUUGUGGAAACUGGUACAACUGGUUUGAUCCCGAUUCAGGUAUUUCCUCGUACCUGUGGGCCGUUGGAACCCAACCGCUAACAAGCAACGUCGUGAACUUUGUCAAAGUGUCUCGCCGAGAGCAUGGGACCUGCUCUGGGUAUGUCACCCUCCAGCACGGCGAGACCUACUACUCAACGCUUGUAGCAUUCCACGGUGGUUAUGACAAGUUGAAUGUUUCGGCUUCAUCAAAUGGAGUGACUGUUGAUCUAACUCCACCCGUCCAAGGAAGCGUCUAUGACGGCCUCCUUCCAGGCCCAACGGACCUGGAAUUCUCUUCCAAACAAGCCACAGUGUCAGCUCAGUGGCAGGGAUUCUCUGACCCUGAGUCUGGUAUCGAAGACUACCAAGUCUCAAUUUACCGCAAGCACGAUGACAGUGAAAAUGCAACCAAUGACUUUGAGGUUAUCCAUGAAGCCGAGUCAGUUGGUAAUGACGUCUCUUUAAUUGAGUGGCAUCAUUUCCAUCUACACCACAAGGACCAGGUGUACGUCAAUCUACGUACAAUCAACCAGGCUGUCAAUCACAUUGAUACUCCAACCAAUGGAUUCCUGGUGGAUUUGACUCCUCCCAUGCUACGAUCCCUUGGAGACGGGCUUGUUGUUGGACAGGAUGCAGACUUCCAGACACACAGUGAUAGCCUUGCUGUUCACUGGGACUAUUUUGAUGACGAAUCUGGCAUUGCUUUGUUUGAGUUGGCUAUCUACGAAAUGCGACAUGGUAUAAAACAAAAGAUUUUCCCAGCAGACUUGGACCCAAAUACUUUUGAGCCGAUACUAGACGUUACUGCCAGCUCCCACGUGCAAAGUGGAUUGUCACUUCGUGCAGGAGCCAUCUACAUCACACGGAUCAAGGCUCGAAACCAGGCUAAACUGAUUACAUCACAUGAGACUAGUGGUAUCAGGGUAGACCCUACUCCACCUGUGAUGAGGUACGUCCGAGGUGGGAAUCUAGAUGGAGAGGUUGAAGAAGUUAUCAACGGAUACCUGUUCCAGAACAGUCUCUCUACCAUUAAGGCUUCUUGGCUUGGAGUUGAUGGUCAAAGUGGUAUUAAGAACUACUGGGUCGCGGUUGGAACAUCUCCAAACACUGAAGACAUCAAACCGUUCAUAGCCAUAGGGUCAAAAAAUAAUGGUGUCUUACUGGACCUUAACCUCCAACUCACUGACCAAUCAACGUGUAAUGAUGAUGAGUUUACUGCGAACUGCCGACCUGUCUAUUACGUAUGCGUGAAAAGCGAGAAUGGUGCGGGUUCUUUCAGUGACGUAAUUUGCUCCUCGCCAAUCAGAGUCGUAGAAGAGGAUCAAACAGGUUAUGUAACAGAUGGACCAGCCAUGCUUCAUGAUAAAGACUCUCAACAAGAGAGAACCACUGUUACUAUUUGGUUCGAUGACUUUGAGAGCCAGUUGCAUGGUAUUUCUUCCUAUGAGUGGGCAGUCGGUACGACCCCAGGAGGAGAAGACAUCCAACCUUUGACCUCAGAUGGAGUUGUGCAUGGAAGUGACCCUGAUAUACCAGGUCUUGCUGGCCAGGGCAAGGCACAGUCUCCACUACCUCUCCAGCAUGGUGUGACGUAUUACAGCACUGUCCGUGCCAUCACCAAUGGUGACAAUGUCUUAGAAACUGUCUCCAAUGGUUUCACGGUAGAUGUUACACCGCCAAACAUUAACAUCACUGACUAUGGUCAAUAUGACACAACUGUGGAUUUGGGCUUUGGUGGUGUCAAGCUUUAUCAGUCAUUUGUAGACUCUAUCGAUGCGAUGUGGGACGUGGAGGAUUUGGAGAGUAACCUCAAUGCAGCAUACUUUACCGUGGGACAGUAUGCAGGAGCUAGUGAUGUGUUUCCUCUGACACAAACAAACAAGUCCUAUGUUCCUUCGUCUGAGGUGAAACCUACUUACGAAGGUUUGCCGAAUAUUCUGACUGUCCAUGCCAUCAACAGUGUUGGACUGACGCAAACAGUUUAUACAACCAGUUUAACCGUAGAUACCACACCGCCAGAUGCUGGUCAGGUCAUGUGCCCAUCUUUCUUACAUGCAAACAGCGCCCUCAAGUGCAGCUGGACUGAUUUCCUAGAUGACGAGUCAGGAAUUGAGUCCGUGAGGUUUCUUGUUGGGACUGCAGAGGGUCUGAAUGAUGUGUUUGUGUCGGACAAAUUGCCUGGCUAUAUGAUGCACUACAGUGCCACAGGUUUGGACUUGAUGCAUAACAAACUGUACUAUGUCACCAUCGAGGCUUUUAACGCCGUCAGCCAGAGUACAUUCGCCUUCUCUGGACCCAUUGAAAUUGAUGACACCCCGCCCUCACAUGGUGUUGUGGUGGAACUUUCUGGUGUUCAUAAAUUGAGCCAGAACGAUCUAGAGAGGCAGUUAAGCUGGGAUUGCAGUAACACGGAAGACUUCCUAGAGCUGGAUGGGGAAUGUUUGGAGUCCAUCACCCAGAUUCAGAUCCUCUGGGAACCUUUCAAAGAUGAAGAUACUCAGAUCACUAAAUAUGAAGUAGCAUUAGGCACCACACCGGGAGGAACUCAGAUCAAAUCGUUCUAUGAGGUGGAUAGGUACCAGACUUCACAGCUGAUAACCAAUCUUGAUUUAAGUGAUGUGCGAAGAGUCUAUGCGUCAGUGAGAGGAUACAAUGAAGCUGGUCUGACCAGCACGGCAGUCUCAAAUGGCAUCUUCGUCAGUCGAUUCAGUGCAGGACUUCAGCCACUAAGACCUUUCAAAAUCAAAGAUGGAGUCACUUCCAAUGACCUCCAUGACCUUGACUUCCAGACAUCUUUGACUGAACUAAGUGCUUCUUGGGAUUUCAGUGGUGACCCUUGUCCAAUCAGAGAGUACGAGUGGGCUAUUUAUAGAAUUGACGGAGUGGAAAUUCAGCCUCUAACGGAUGUAGGAGACCGUACUUCAGAUACAAACACAUUCAUUGAAAUGAUGGACGGCGAGACCUACUACACCGUGGUGCGGGCAACCAACGCUCUGAACAUACCCAUCACACUCCGCUCUGAUGGAAUCACCAUAAAACGAGACCCACUCAUACCUGGUCAAGUUUACGAUGGUCUCCUUGCAGGCUUUGAUCUAACCUACCAGAAAGAAACUGACACCAUAUCGGCAAGCUGGAGUGGCUUUGGUCAAGGAAUGCCCAUACAAGAGACGAUUGAAUAUACAGGAAAUGCUAUGAUGACCAGAGACCAUGUUACAGAGCAGGCUGUUGACUAUUACGAGGUUGCAGUGGGCACCGAUCGUCGCUACCCAAAGACUAGAGACAACACAGUACCCUUCACUAACGUUGGUCAGAAUACAUCGGUCACCUUCAAUAACCUUGAUCUACAGGCGGUGACUGCAACAUACUAUGUGACGGUCAAAGGUCAUAGUGCAAGCUUCUCUGCCGCUGAGGUCACAUCUAGUGGGAUACAUGCUGGUGUGGAUAGUCAAAUCUCUGCUGCGGAGAUUAAAAUACCAGAGUUCGUCAAUUCGCUCUCUGAAGUCAAACUCCAAUGGGAAGAAUUCGAUUCAACCUUCCCCAUCCUACUCUACUAUGUCGGCCUUGGCAAUGCCGCUUCGGCUACUGUGUCACCAGAGAACAUGGACUGUUUGGACAUGCUUCUAGCAGCAGACGAGACCAAGACUACGUUUAAUGAAACAAAGAUGCAUUUUAUUGGCCAUGAUACCUAUCAGGAGAUCAAAGGACUGAGUCUUCAGCAAGAAGGUUCAUACUUUGUGACGGUAGUUGGAAUGAACGAAGGAGGGCAGUGUAACUCUUCUACUAGUCACUUCUCGGUAGAUAUCACUCCGCCCAUUGAGGGGCGCCUUCGUGCUGGACCCUUCUAUGACAUGCUGGUGACAUACACAGAUAGCACGGAGUCAAUUCACGUGGCAUGGGAGGACUACAUAGAUGAAGAGAGUGGAAUUAAAUCCUUCAAUAUCCGUCUUCUUGAGGCUGCAUCUUGUAGAGUGGAAGACAGCGGUAACCUUACUCCAGUUCCUGGUCAAGAUUGGAUGGUUCUUGGCCCGGGUAUCUCGGAAUUUACGUAUGUAGACUUGAGUUUAGUGACCAACCACCCGUAUUUUGUUGAGCUAGAAGCUGUGAACCGUGCAGGGGAUAGCACUGUUACCAAAGUAGGACCAAUCUUUGUGGAUAAAUCAGAGCCUAUUUCUGGUUUAGUUGUUGAUGGAGACGACUUCAUGAUGGAUCUGACAGAUGUGUAUAGUCGAAGCCAAGUCACUGGAACAAUCUUACACCAGCCCAAUCCAGAGGGUCCACCCUGCCCUCUGACAGACACUUCGUUCACUGAUCCAAAAUGGCAGGCAUUGGAUUUCAAUGGACUUUGGAAUAUGGGGAUUGACAACUGGGAUAUAGAGUACCAGAAUCAACAGGUAUCUGCAUCGGAUGAAAGUGUGUCUCUCAAGAUGGAGAGGGAUACAAGAGGACCUCGUAUGCUCUCCGGAGCGUAUGUCAUUAAUGCACAAAUUGUCCGGAGCUCUGAGUUUGAGUUUGAUCUGUUGGCUGCAUCAUCAGACCUUCAUAGCGUCACAAGUAUUUUGUUCUGGGAUGGUCCAGACAGAGUGGUCGGAGAGUGUGACUUUGGUGGAGCUAAGAAUUGGCAAGAAGGGAUAUGCCAGUGUUGCUAUGCAACACCCUUCAAUCAGUCCGACUGCUCUCAAUGCAACUGUGAAGAUUUCCUCGGACUAGACGAAUCAACCACUGAUUACUCAACAGUUAACAGCACAACAGUUGAGUUAGUGACCACGGACACGGCAGACACAACCACUGCUGAUGAAACGGCAGACAUGACCACUGUGGAUGAACCGGCAGACAUAAUAACCACAGCAGACUCCGUUCAAGUUAACACUGAGGUAGUUACAAUGGCUACACGAACACCCUGGACCAUUCGUAAGAAAGAUGCAGAUGGUGACGGCAUUUCUGAUGAAGAUAGCGGCAGAUGGACUACCCAGAGAGCAUGUGGUCUGCAACUCCGUCCAAAUGGCAAUGCGUCACAAGCCGUGCUGUGGUGUCGUCAUUUUAAAGAUGAAUGGCCGAUGACGUCACAGUCUGUAGAUCUGAACUUUGACCCGUCCAUGGAGGAACAUCACUACUCUAUUCAUUUCAAUGUCAUGCCUUUUGAUGCAAAAGAGGACGAGUGGUCAUUUAAUGUCUACAUCGAUGGCAAUCUUCUCUCUUCUUUGACCGGUAUCCCUGUCAUGUUUUCAUCCACCAAACUCAUCCUUCAUGUCUUCAACAAAGAUAACUAUGUUGUCGAUCUAGAUAACCCAUUCAACCCACCGACUGCUACAGCAACCAUCAAAAACUUAAGAAUGCCCCCAGAUGCUAGUAUGCUAUGCCGCUAUGGGUUACCAUUUAGAGCGGGUACCAGUCCUGUGUCCAGAUAUUUCGCUGGUGUCGGUAGUGAAGCGGGACUGACCGACAUUGUGGCAUUUGAAGAGAUUUCCCGGCCGUGUGUACCGUGUAUCAAUCCAUGUGAUUGGUACCAGUGUAAUCAGUCAUGCUCCAUGGAGGAAAGCUCCAUUAUAUUCACACUCUCAAACCUGACUCUGCCGAAGCUGGAAGUCCUAAACACCACAAGGAACGACACAAAUAAUACUUCAUCUGCUUCUGAGGAGGAUGGCUUACCUUCUCCUUUCUUCUUGACAGUUAAGUGUGUCCUAGGGAAUGGUCAAGAAGCGUCUUCAUCUUCGAAUGGUUUCUACAUUGACGAUACACCAGCAAAGCUUGAUUUCUUAUACUAUGUGGAUAUCAAUCGCAGCCCGUAUGAACCAACAAAGUUCCAGUCUUCCAAUUCCACAAUCCAAGUUUUGUGGAAAUUCAUAGACAUGCAAAGUCAAAUCAAGGAACAUUACUGGGCCAUUGGAACAUCCAGAGGUGCUGUGGACUUACAAGACUUUGUCAAUGUUGGGUUGAACCAGACAGCUUACAAUAGCAGCUUAGAAGGACAACUACAACACAAUACAUCAUACUACGUGACUGUCAAGUGCAUCAAUGGAGCUGGUGUGGAGACUGUUGUAGAAUCUGAUGGUGUAACGGUCCUCUUUGAGAAACCCUCCGUGGAUGAUGUCAACACCACCUCCAUGUUUAGUCAGAAGUUUGAAGAGGAAGUCUUUCCACCUGACGUCCAGAAGAAUGACGACCCAACAAAGACAGGCACCUCCUGGUCCAAACCUGAAGAUGAAUCCAUCAGUCGUUAUGAGUAUUGUGUAAGCAGUUCAGCAGAGUUACUGGAUGACAUCGUCCCUUGCAUGGUGGUUGGCACCAAUGCAUCCGGUUCGGUGGCUAUAAGAGACGGGAUGAUUAUUGUUACGGCUGAUGACAGAGAGGAGGUGUACAACCUCACUGACUUCCAAGCUAAUCGAGAAGAUAGUGAUGAGAUGACAAGUCAGCAAAAUGCGAAAUUUAACAUGGAACCUGGAAAAUGUCUUUACUCUUGGAUGAAGAUGUGUAACCCUGCUCUACUUUGUCAAACACUACCAGCAGGAAAAACCACUGUUUUAGGAGAGGAUGACAUGAUGAUGACGUCACCAAACGGUACAGAUCUCGCUCUGGCAUCUCCACAGAGUAACAGAAGACGACGGAGGAGGGCGCUAGACAACAAUUUUGAGUUCGCCAUAGCUACAACUGGUGGUCUCCAGCAAGGUGGUUCAUUAAUCCUUGGUCUGCUAGAUGGCAAUAAAACCAAUGAGGAUUUUACAUCUGAUGCUAAUCCGGAUUAUGUCUCCUACAUCAGUAAUCCCCUCGACACCAUACAGAAGACAUCAAGGAUUCUACGAAGAAGGAUACGUUUUGUGUAUGAGCCUCUCUUCUACGUGACCAGCCUGGGGCAGACUGAGCUGCAAGGUCCAUUGAUCAUCAACCUCACUCUCAAUACACCAGGAAAUUGGACAGAGGCCAAACCUAGACUGGUUUAUUGGGACAGUGACAAUUCUGAGUGGCGAGAUGUAGCUAAAACAUGCAGUGAUGUGGAUCAGCUGACAUACAAUGAGGUAGAUAGUCUGCUCAGUGUGGAGGUAUGUGCAACUAGAGAAAAGACCUCGGCAGCAGGGAAUCGUCAACGCCGCGCUACGGAGGAAACUUCCUUCUUUAGCCAUGAGACCGAGUUUGCAUUGGCAGAUGUCCUCAAUACCAUCCCAAAUGACCCGCCAGAAAUCACAAAUCCUGUUGGCAACUUUAUAAUGGAUGAAGACGAAGGCACGCUUGAAUAUUCUUUUGAGGCUUCAGACCCUGACGAUGAUGUCUUGGUCUUUGAAUUGGGUCUUGAUAAUGAAACGACACUAGGUUCAGCAACCAUCACUGAGGAUGGUGUCUUCUCUUUUACACCAUGUCCUGACUGCCAUGGCAGAUUCACUUUUCAACUCAUUUUGAGAGAGAUACAGACAUUGGUUGAGAUCGAACCUCUGACUACUGUUGUUAAUAUCUCAAUGGAGGUCAACCCAGUCAAUGACAAUCCAUUCUCUUAUGUCGCUUUGAAUGGGGAAAUUGCUGGUAAUGGACGGGAAGCAGAGCUAACAGUAGAGCAGAACACUGGAGCCAACAUUGCCUACAAAGACCUGGUGGUCACGAUAGGUGCCUAUGACGUUGACACCAAUGAUAACUUGACACUUCUUAUUCAACCACCAACGUAUGGUGUACUAACAAUGAGAGAUGAGGUUAGAUCAAUCCCGCAGAGGCAGAACUGUAGUCAACUUCCUCGUAAUAUCACAAGUCAAGAGAAUGUACUUCCAUGUGGGUUGGAGACUCCUCAAGAAGCGGAGGUGAUGAGUUGGGUAUCAUCUACGUUCACCUACACCCCUAAUCACAACUUCCAUGGAAAGGAUAGUUUCCUAGUCUUGAGUAAGGAUGAAUCAGGUGCAGUGUCUCAGCUACUGACGAUACAGAUUGCAGUCUUGGUGAAUCCUUGCAUCAAUGAGGGCGUUUGUGGAGGACCUGCCGAUGAUCCAGACUGCACUUCCCCAGAUCGCAGUUCUAGUUUUGAUUCUUAUUUCUGCAUCUGUGAAUCGGGAUGGGUUGGUGACUUCUGUGAAAUUGACUAUGACGAAUGCACAUCUGCACCAUGUGAAUUCCCGUUUGUCUGCUACGAUCUCUUCAAUGGAUUUGAGUGCGCAUGCCCAUUGUCCGACCCGAUGUGUACAGGGCUUGAUUGGAGAUUCAAGAUUGUGAUCGGCGUUUCCUGCACUGUGUUUGGAUUGUUUCUGAUCACUUUGGUUGUUUUCGUCUUCUUCAAGAAGGGCUAUUCUAUAAAGUCCCGUAUUCAUCCCAGCCAAGAUGAUGAAGAACAACUUGUACAGACACCGAGUGAGUCGAACAGUUUCGAGAAUCCAGCCUUUCAACUCGAUGAAGACGUCGCUGAUUCACCACCGAUGUCUGCUCCUCCGGGUCCCUCUACCGUCUCCCCAAGCACUGCCCAGUCAAAGAGAUCACCAAUGGGCUCCCUGCUAUCCAUAAGGCCCGAUGGGAAGAAGAAGUCUAGAAGACCACGUUCUAGUAACGGCCGCUCAAACUCAGUGGGAGUUGCACCAUUGACCGCUGCUGAAGUCCCCGUACUGGCUGUUAUUGAAACUCCUCGCUCCAAGUCCGGAAGACCUGGCUCUCUUUUUGGCCGAUCAAACGCUGUGGGAGUUGCACCGUUCACCGCUCCAGAAGUCCCCGUACUGGAUGAUGUUCAAACUCCUCGCUCCAAGUCCGGAAGAUCCCGUUCUCUUUUUGGCCGUUCAAACGCCGUAGACGUUACACCUUUGAUCGAUGCAGAAGAGGAAGUUGCCGUCCGGGAUGAUGUUGAAUCUCCUCCCUCCGAAGCAGAGCUCUCUGAUGAUGAGAGCCCGAUCAAAGCUGAGAAAUGGGCGGCUACCACAAUGCCAAAGGGUAGCCCCGGAGAUAAAGUCAAUGCCCAGGAGAUGGUUGAGCGGAAUAGCGUCUCAGGCCGUUUGGGAAGACCGGAAGAGGAUGUUGAUGAUGAGGUUACAGGCACAGGGGGUUGGUUUGGGUCUUCCUCAAGAGAUGGUCCAAGCUCAUCCAAAAAGGAGACAGCUGGCUCUCCGAUUCAGCUUCCUGGAUCUAUGGUCAGCAUCAAAGAAGAAGAAAUGACUCCUGAAGAUAUUGAGGAGACGGAUAUGUAAUGAUUCAUCUUUCAUUAUUGCAGUCGUAGUUCAAAGUUUUUACUAUCAAGAUUUUUUGAAACGAUAUUAAUCAUUGUUCAAAAGCAAAACACAAGAUUUGUUUCAAUGAACCUCAUAUGAAAACUUGAAUGAACCUCAUACGAAACUUUAGUUCAUUUUCAUGAGAAAAUUAAAUCACAUUUGAGAGAAACGCCUUCUGGUACACGUUUUUUUUAAGUACAACAAUUUUCAGUUACAAAGGUGUAACAAAGUUACACCAUUGUCAAAACACUCUGUGGUAAAGUUUUAAAUUAAAAGUUUUUUAGAAUCUUGAGAGGGAUAUGUUUUACAUCACAAAAAAGCAGUGCACAAAUAAAUUUGAAAAUCGUUUUUUUUUUUAAGAAAAACAAAUGUUUGAACAAAGUAAUAGUCCUCAUAAAGUUGUGGUUAUAGUCAUACGACUAAUCCAAAGUGAACAAAAAAAACUUGGGGUGACAUUUUUAAAACAUUUUAACUUUAACUGUGAUUGUUUUUAAGGCAAAUGUAAUAUUUUUACUCAAUGUAUUUUUGCUGGUGUGAUGAGAUUUAUGACUAUGAAUACUCCAAUGAAAUUGAACUGCAAGUGCCUCUGAAAACGCCACUUUUGUUGCUUUUUUAUCUCACCAAUGCUUCGAUAAGAGCAGGUCAGAGGUUAGAGUUCAUAGCGCUGAACGAAAUAUGUCACUUAAACGAUAAAACAAAAGAGUGUGAGUUCAAAUAAUGCAAGACAUUAGCUUGGUAUGUAAGGAGGUUAGUUUUAGAUGUACGGAAAUUGUUAGGAAAGGAACAGACAAUAUUUUUUAUUUCUCCUUCGAUGGUAUAGGAUCAAACGGUCCUUGCAAACAUUUUUUACGUUUAAAUUUAUAGACUUAUGGUUUUAAAUAUAAUGGGAAAUAAACGGUGGCUGGAGGAGGAUGUUUCAAAAGAGGGCGCUAUCCGUGUAGUAGAUUGUACACAAUUCGCCAUUAGGGAGACAGAAUCUUCAUCCGGCCGGCGUGCCUCAAUGCUAACGCUGAACGCCACGUAGGGAUAGUAUCUGCAUCUAAAAGUGGCGUGAUAUUAACAUAACUGCAUACAAGUCUACUGAUAAAGGAGAAUUUUCUGCGUAGUGUUUGUUUUUAAUCUCGUAACAAAAUUAUUGGAAAGAUAUUUUACUCAGAUGGAGAAGUUCUUUAAAUACCUUGUUUGAGUGACCUUGUACACACUCCAUUAAUUCUACUGGCAGCAGAGACACUGAACUGGUCAUGCGGGACAUUUUUUGUCUCAUAAUUUACACACAAAUUAAAGACUUAUGAUUAUAAAAUGAUAGCAGCUAACCAAUUUGCGAUGUGCCUCCCUUCUGCAUACGAACGCAGUUUCAAUACAAUCUAAGGCCCUUUUCGAAACCAUGGCUUCGGCUCCGGAUUCGGCUCAAGCUAGCUUGGCCCCGCGGUUGUUUUGACAAUUGCGCAUCAUUUACGUACGCACUCGGCAUGGCUUCAGACGAGAGAACGGACCCUGAAGCCGAAUCCAAAGCCGUAAACUGUAUGUGUUCUUCCUUUUGCUGCGUACAAAUCGUGCCUGCGGAAGCAAUUUUGUCUGAACAUCAAAAUUGCCACUGUCGCAGUGCUUUUAUGGGGAAUUUUUCGUUUUUCUAAAUCGAUUAAAAAAGGAAUAUGAAAAAGAAAAUAUGAGGAACAUUGGGGUGGCAAUUAUGUACUACAGGGGGAAAUGACCUGCAUAAGACCGGGUUCUUCGGCCCUUGUAAACAUUUUGGUGUCACGGACAAGUAACAUGGUUUAUUAUUUUACAUUGUAAUGAUUUUUACUCCGAAAGGUUUUCGCUUUUUUUUAUUGAUAUACACAGAAAUUGUUCAGACAAAACAGGACAUCAAAGGAUGAAAACAACAACUAACACGAAUCAUGUAGAUUCAACUUAUCUGGUGAUUUUUUGUACUAUAAGCACGAUACCCGCUUUGUUAAAAGAUAAGUUCUACCAUUCUGCUGAUGUUCUUUGUUUCGAAUAUAGUUGAAAUGAAUUUGGGUGAGAAUAAAAUGUUUUUAAAGCAAAGAAAACUCUUUUUAA
Molecule: messenger RNA, 25134 nt
Organism: Asterias rubens (European starfish)
Lineage: Eukaryota; Metazoa; Echinodermata; Asteroidea; Forcipulatida; Asteriidae
Exons: 133
Coding region: 178-23052 (7624 amino acids)
Biological process (GO): lipid transport
Molecular function (GO): lipid carrier activity; protein binding; calcium ion binding
Source: RefSeq, a predicted model, not a curated record